GGGGAGUCAGCUGACCGCGCCUUCUUCUAGCGCUGCUUCCCGGGCGCUUCCGGCGAGUCUGGCGAGCAAGAUGCGGGCGGCGGUGGCUUUGCUGGCCGUGCUGGCGGUGCUGGCCAAAGGCCCGUAUGCCGAAGACUGCCAAAUUCAGCAGUAUCCUCCAAAAGGACCAACGUACAAAGGGAACAUUCCAAAGUAUGUCAUAAAUCUUGACUUGCCACCUCAUGAAAGAUGGGCCCAGGUGGCACGUGAGAAACAAGCUGAGCUGAAGAUCUUAGUCGAGCAUAUCAAAAACAUAAUGGUUAUGCUUUUCCCAAGUGCCAAAUUGGUGCAUUUGUUGGAAACAAAAAUGGCAUGGUUAGGGUCUACCCUUCCUUAUCCUUUCAACGAAGAGAUCAAAGGCAUCGCUGAUGCAACUGGAGCUGUUUUAGGCGACAUUGUGAUAUUCAAUGUCUUCUAUGAAAUCUUCACAGUGUGCACUUCGAUAGUAGCAGAAGACAGAGCAGGAAAGCUGUAUCACGCCAGAAAUCUUGAUUUUGGCCUCUUUCUUGGGUGGGAUAUAAAAAAUAACACUUGGACGUUAACACAGAAAUUGAAACCCUUAAUGGUGUCGCUGGAUUUUCAGAGGAACAAUAAGACAGUCUUUAAGUCGUCAAACUUGGCAGGCUACGUGGGAAUGGUAUCUGGAAUCAAACCAGGCAUUUUCACUCUAACCAUGAAUGAGCGUUUCAGUAUUGAUGGAGGCUACAUUGGAGUCUUUGAGUGGAUCUUUGGCAAGAGGGACGGUUGGUGGAUGAGCUUCCUCACUAGGACAAUCCUAGAAAAUAGUACAAGCUACGAAGAGGCAAAGGAUAAACUGGCCAACACGAGACUACUGGCUCCGGCUUAUUUCAUAUUGGGAGGAAACAAAUCUGGACAGGGAUGUGUGAUUACACGUUCCCGAACUGCUGCCCUAGAUGUUUGGAACCUGAAUUCAAGUAAAGGUACCUGGUAUGUGCUAGAAACGAAUUACGAUCGCUGGAAGGUUCCAUUAGUUGUGGAUGACCGGAGGACUCCAGCAACGAAGUGCAUGAACCGAACAAUGCAACAGAAUGUCUCACUACCAGCUCUGUACAAUGUUCUCUCCACAAAGCCUAUCCUUAAUAAGUUGACCGUCUCUACAACAUUAAUGGAGGUUCAUGAAGGCCAUAUAGAGACUUACUUGAGGAACUGUCCAGAUCCGUGUAGUCCGUGGUGAAGACUGAGCAGCCCAGAGGAAUGACUGCACACCUGGGUGAACGAGAUGACAACUGAGCUUCUGCCAAGAACCUCCUUAGCCUGGGGAGGCUUCCAUGAGCCUUGUUGGCCCGCUGUAGCACUUGGGCUCCUCCCAGGAAUGGAACAUCCUGCUUCAUUAACUGCUUACAGUUCAGCACUUAAUGUCCUGUCACUUUUUCUUUCAAGUGUCUGCUUUCUGUGAUCAAAACAAAAUUACUGCCUUUGGGUCUCUAAUUUUCAUGCUACCACAACUGUUCUCAUUCCGUGGAGGUGGCUGUGGAUUUGUGAGUAAAAAUCCCGAUUUUCUUCAUGGGAAAAAAACCCCUACAGGUGGCUCAUGGGAUGGUGGUAUGGUAGGGCAUCCAUAAACUGAGAUGUGCUGGUGGGGAUCAUACACAAAUUUUGGCGAAAUGGUGGUAAAAUCAGAACAGGCAAAACGUUAGCUCCUCGAGUGGCAGUUGGCAGUGGUGCAAACUGUCCCAGUAAAACAGGUGGAAUGCUGUAUCCAAAACCUACAGGAACGAAAGUUAUGUGAAGUUGGUGCUGCUUGAACAAUAGGGACAAGCCGGCUCGGAUGGGGUGCCCUGAAGAGAUCACAAUAGGCUGCUGUUAGGUUAUCACGAGAUUUCUCAGUUGGGGCCAGCCGGCUCAGAUGGGUUCAAUGCUGCCACUUAAUAUGUUUAUGAAUGCACCUUUUCAUGUGUUCUUGAAUUUCACUGUACAAUUAAAAAAUAUAUGGAGGAAAUGUC
Eublepharis macularius is the source of this 2003-nucleotide messenger RNA. It is a transcript of the gene ASAH1, whose product is annotated as N-acylsphingosine amidohydrolase 1. NCBI's taxonomy places the organism in Eukaryota, Metazoa, Chordata, Lepidosauria, Squamata, Eublepharidae. Gene Ontology annotation, molecular function: N-acylsphingosine amidohydrolase activity; fatty acid amide hydrolase activity. The record is from RefSeq and is a predicted model, not a curated record. Gene Ontology annotation, cellular component: lysosome. The coding region runs from base 71 to 1234 and encodes 387 amino acids. Gene Ontology annotation, biological process: fatty acid metabolic process. The transcript has 14 exons.